Besnoitia besnoiti is the source of this 3564-nucleotide messenger RNA. RefSeq lists its product as uncharacterized. The transcript is spliced from 3 exons. Lineage: Eukaryota; Apicomplexa; Conoidasida; Eucoccidiorida; Sarcocystidae. The coding region runs from base 1 to 3564 and encodes 1187 amino acids. The record is from RefSeq and is a predicted model, not a curated record.
AUGGCGGGACCGGACGUCGCGACGCCGUCCUUUAACGGGGCUGCUGCGCACCCCUUCGAGUUGAAUAUGUCCGGAGACUGCGAGCCCGUAGAUCUUUUGACCAGCGGCCCGAUGGACUCCCGCCCUGACGAGGGCGCGGUCGCCCGUGGGCCGUCUGCCCGAUGGGAUCCAAACAUACAUGUGGUUUCACCAGAGGCAGCGGCCUCGGCUGCCGCUACAGCGCAGAUGUAUGAAGAGAAAAUGCAGGAAAUGCAGGCUCAGAUUGCCGACUUGUGGAGCCAGAAGGAAGCCUUCAGACGUGCAAACGAACGCAUCACGCGCCUCCUGAUGCAACUUCAAAACCAGGAACCGCAAGCGGCUGCGGACCUGAACGCUGCUGCGGCGGACGCUCUCCGGUCAGCUCGCGGUGCGUCAACUCACCGGGCUUCCCAAGAAAGCUCCGCUCCGCAUCGGGGGAAGAGUCACGCUGGCUUGCUGCAACGAGAAGGCAGUCACUCAGGUCGCAGAGCGAGCUCCUGCCACCGUGGUAAUCUAACGGAGCGAUCUUUUUUUCAGUCGAGAGACAAUCCUAGCCAGUCUCCAGCGGAAGUGCGGGGCGGACGCACCUCAGGCCCGUCCUCGAAGACGAUGGCAAUUCCGCGGUUGAACUUGGACGGGGCGCUUCCAAAGAAGACCGAGGGUGGGAAAAGAAACACAGGGAGACAAGGACGCCCUGAAGGCACAAAAGGGCCUCAAGAGGGUGAACCAGAAAACGCUCGACGGGAAAUGACGGGCGACGGGGGCCACAGUGCGCUCGGCGAGCAUCAACCAGGCGGAAACGACGUGGAGGGACUCCGCAGAUCCGGGACGCAGCUACACGUCCCUAACCUGGAGGGCUCUAGAAAGAAAAAGGACCUCCCCCCGUUGCCCCUUCAUAACCUGCACAAACCCGCAGCACCCAAACGGGAUCCUCAGGCUCCUGCGAGGCAGCGGAGCAUGUCGCAGAGCGCCCGUGGCUCAAGAGUGUCUGCUAGGGAGAAUAACUCUCCUCGAAGAACCGGGGGUGCGGGGUGUCCAGCAGUUCCACCCGUGUCCGUCGGCCGCCGUCGCACGGUUCAGUUGAGUGACGGACUAGCAUCCGCGCGCUCUCGCAUUGGAGGCGGGUCGUAUACAGCCCGACUGUCCCUGGCGGAGACUGCCCUCCGCACGCCUCGUCGAUGCUUCCUGGAUGACGGCAUAGCGUGCGCACCCGCGGCCACCACACAGAGGGCGCCGACGCUGGCUGGAGGACCGGCGUCUUCACAGUCUUCGCUCGCCGCCGGCGCUGCUGCGCAGACGCUGAGCACUCGAAGCUGGGCUGCACCAGGAGGGGCCCCUGGGGGAGGCGCUGCGGCGCUCGGGGGACUUGAAGAACAUCUCGCAGUCUCCUUGCGGCAAGCCCUUGAGACCUUGCACACAGUGGAGGGGAGCAGCCGAGCAGGCCCCGCUGACGCUUCGCGCGGUGCUGCGGCUGCGGCGGUGGCUGCAGCAGGAGCGACCGGAGGGGCAAUGAGUUGCGUACAGAAACCAUCCGACGGCUACUGGCACAUUAUGUACACGUGCGUCAUCAAGAUUCGGGGCACGGACUUCUUUCUGGAUGUGCGCUGUGGAGACGAAGGCCCCAUGUCUGGCAAGCUUAUCGCCAGUAAAGAACGAGCAGGAGUUUUCAAAGUGUGCGUGCGCCACCUUCUCAAGUCGGCGCGAGAUUUCUACGACUCCAUGAAGGUUCUUUGGUGGCAGCCGCUGCCCGUCGUUUUUUUCGAGGGAUUGCUUCCUGUGGAUGAGCGUCUCCGCCGAGACGCUGAGAAGGAACUGGCCAAGCGCAAAAAGAACAAGAAGAAGAAUCGCAAGAGAAAAGCUAAAAACACUGGUGGCCAACCUGCGGCUGAAACGCCAUCGGCUCCGCCUGACCUCCUUUCCAACGAUUUGAAUUCGCACACUGGUCAACAGAGCUGUCACGGUCCAACAGCUGGCGAGAAAGACCUCGCAGAAGCACGCGCAGCACUUGGCAGCGUUCCAUCGUCGCGCGCGUGUUCGUCGGCCGAACUGCUUCCUGGACCAUGUUCCAGCGGGAGUGAAGCGGGGUCGGGGGCAACGAGCAGGCGUGGAAAUGCGGACUAUUGCGACUGGGAUGCGGUUUCGCUCAUGUACAUAGGCAGCCUUGACGCGGAUACACCUGUUGCUCAAUUUAAGGGACUUUCAGCCGGAUCCGCCGGCAAUGCAUCGCCCAAGAGCGGCGAGGAAUGCUGGUAUGUCAGCAACAGCAACGCGGCUCUGCCAGUGUGCCGGACAUGCCGCGGCAGCUCAUCAAGAGAGUGUGGAGCAAGCGAGACGACAGACCGGAACGCAGGCGAAGGUGGAGGACAUGCACCUGGUUGCAACUCGAGUAGUGAUGACAGCGACGAGGAUGGACGACUCCGCAUCUCACCCAAGGGCUCGCUGGUUUCCUCGGAUUUCUCGGCUACAAUGGCGGGAGCGUUCGAUCGGACGUGUCAACUACGCCUGAACAACAAGCUGACGACGCACGAGCUUUUCAUCGUCAGACGAACAGACCGCGAGCACGGCUGUUUCCCUCUCUACCACAAAAAUGCCAGACGGUAUCUCUACGCGCAUCCCACAAACGGCCUGGUGGGAAUGAUUCACGCCAGCAAUACCCCAACUGCUGCCUUCGCACAGAAAGCGGUCACGGAGGCCCUGAUGAAGAAGCCAGCGAGUGCGGCAAAUAACGAUUUCGGCGUCACCGCCGACUUAGAGACGUACCCGCUUCUAGCGUCUGGCGAAGGGGCGUCUGCCGUGGGCAGCAAGACGUUGACGGAGGGCCGUGUCCUCCCGCCGUCUGAAUUCGAACUGGUCGCGCUUUCGGACCUUAUGGUGCAGCAGACGGUGGCGCAGAUUCUGGCUGCUCUCCCGCCUGCGCAGUCCCCUUACGGUAGCCGCGAGUACCUCGACUCGCUUUCAAUGGAUGAUGAGGAUGACGAAGAAGACGAAAUUGAGAAGAACCUUGUCGAGGACGGCUCGCGCCCGACGACUGUCAGUAGCGACGACGACGAACGCCGUAACAGCGCCUCCUCGCUUCCAUACAGUGGGGAGGACGACCGCCACGACCUCCUCUCUGCGGCCUCAUCCGUCGAUCUGCCGCACGCGGUUUCUACGGAGACGCUGCUGGCUGGCCACGCGCGCGGGACGGGCGAGGCAUUCUUGGGAUCCUCUUUGAGGGACGGCGGAGACUUGUCUGACGAUGACGCUGAAGGCCGAUUCUCCAGAGAAAAGGGGCUGCACAUUUGGGCUGUGGCACUCUCGCACGUGAACGCUAGGGCUCAGAAAGGUGGUUCCCGCCGGCGGAGCGAGGCCACUUCUGAAUCCAGCCAUGUGUGGAAUUCCCGAAGGAGCACGAACCCUGGCGCGAACAUCGAUGACCCCUCGUCAUUUCAAAAACGAGGUGCCGCCGGGGUGUGCCAUCAGUUUGUCCUGUCGGAGUUGGACGCAGAUACGGAUCUCGAGGAAGAGACAGCGGCGGAUCGCGCCGUCUCCGGCUGUGCGGAGUGA